Molecule: messenger RNA, 1571 nt
Organism: Paraphaeosphaeria sporulosa
Lineage: Eukaryota; Fungi; Ascomycota; Dothideomycetes; Pleosporales; Didymosphaeriaceae
Exons: 2
Coding region: 181-1530 (449 amino acids)
Source: RefSeq, a predicted model, not a curated record
CGAGGGUGUAGCGCGGCGCACACGUUCAGCUACGUACUCAUGAUGGUCUAUCAUCGACGAGAUCGUUGCUGGAGCUUCUCAGACUCCCCGACACUUCUGCCGGCCUAGUGCUCGGCCGAUAUUGCGCGCUGAACACUCUCGCUGGCUCGGUACGGAGAAGCCGCCUCGACGGGUCUCAACAUGGCGGAAGCACCUGCCGAGCAGAUACACCCUCUCCUGCGCCAGAGGAUGUUGAAUCGCGCAGCAACCUUCUCAGAAGGUGCACAAGCUCCACCCGCGCCUCGCCGACGUAGCUCCAUCCUCUCACAGUACUCAGACACGCGACACUCUUUCCGCUCCUCCACCGACGACCUCCUACAGUCUCUGAGCAAGAAUGAUAUGGAAAAGCUGACUACCACGGAUGAGGUCUCGCUGUGGCAUUCUGCACCGCUUGCUUUCGCCAUUGUCCCCGCCUUUGCUGGUCUCAUCUUCCAGAACGGUGGUGCCAUUGUUACAGACGUACUGUUGCUGGGAUUUGGGACGCUGUUCCUCAAUUUGUGUGUGAGGACGCCAUGGGAAUGGUACCAUGCCGCACAGCACACGCAGUACUUUGACUCCGACGAGCCCGAACGCGACGAGAUAAUCCUGGAGGAAGAUGAAAUUAACGGAGAGCCUAUAAAAGACGAAGUGCAAGCAUCCAGCCCCGCCGCUGCGGCACCACUAGACCACAAGGAUCAAGCGGACCAUGGCAAUGCACCACCGUCAAAAGCGCAGGAGGAAGCACACAUGGAACUCAGGAACAACGAGAUGCUCGCCCUAUUCACUUGCUUCAUCGGCCCCUUACUCGGCGCCUACUUGUUGCACGCAAUCCGCUCACAGCUCACUCGCCCAGCCGAGGGCCUUGUAUCCAACUACAACCUCACCAUCUUUGUGAUGGGCGCGGAGCUUCGUCCUAUCCACCAUGUCAUCAAGAUGGUGAAAGCACGAAUGCUACACCUACAGCGUGUCGUCCGCUCAGACAACAAUUUCGAAUACAGCAGGGCAGAUAUUCAAGACAUCUCCACUCGUCUUGCCAAUCUGGAAGCGAGAGCGACCGACUCCCCACAAAAUACCGAUAUCGAGAGCCUGAAAAUCGGAGCUACAGUGAGACAAGGAAUGCAACCCCAACUCGACGCUCUAAACCGUGCGGUACGAAGAUAUGAAAAACGUCAGGCCGCACAGUCCAUGCAGAUCGAGGCACGCUUCCAGGAGCUGGAUGCCCGGAAUAGGGAUGCGUUAGCUUUAGCUGCAGCGGCUGCUCGUACGGGACAGAGACCGGGUAUGGGGACUAUGUUAUUCACGUGGGUUGCCAACCUCUUCUCCCUAUAUAUUCAGACAAUCUGGUCGGUGGCUACCUACCCUUAUAGAACUGCAGUAGGGGUCGCUGCCCAGAUCAGUAACCUCGUUACGGGUUCAGAUCGUCAGCCGAGAAAGCAGAUGAAAGGACAGAGUAAUGUGAGUCAAUAUGCCCCGGUGUCGACGUCCAGGGUGCAGUCGAGAAGCGGCAGAUAACGUUCUUGUACAUCUAGAUACCGAAUACACCUAGUUCUAAC